Gavia stellata (red-throated loon) is the source of this 1967-nucleotide messenger RNA. RefSeq names its product coiled-coil domain containing 43 (gene CCDC43). The transcript is spliced from 5 exons. The record is from RefSeq and is a predicted model, not a curated record. NCBI's taxonomy places the organism in Eukaryota, Metazoa, Chordata, Aves, Gaviiformes, Gaviidae. The coding region runs from base 1 to 648 and encodes 215 amino acids.
AUGGCGGCGCCCGGCGGGGAGGCGGCGGGUGGCUUUGCGGCCUGGCUGGCGGUGCGGCUGGAGGCGCUGGGCCUCGACCGCGCCGUUUACGGUGCCUAUAUCCAGGGGCUGCUCCGCGAGGAGGAGAGCGACGAGGAGCGGCUGGAGGCGCUGCGCGGUGUCCUAGCCGCCUGCCUGGAAGAAGAUCUCUUAAACGAUGUUUGCAGGGAAGUAGUCGAGAAGUGGUCUGAAUCUCAGAUUGUUGACGCCAAAGAGAAAAAAGAAGAUGAGAUCCAAGCUAUCGCCAGCAUGAUGGAGAAGCAGGCCAAGAUUGUGGUGAAGCCAAAGGAGGUCUCCCAGGAAGAGAAGCAAAGGAAAGCUGCGCUCCUGGCCCAGUAUGCCAACGUGACGGACGAGGAGGAUGGCGAGGAUGAACAGGAUGGAUCAGUUGCGACAGCAGUAAAUAUUGGAUCGGAAAAAUCGCUGUUCCGAAAUACAAACGUGGAGGAUGUCUUGAAUGCCAGGAAGCUGGAACGGGAGCUGCUGCGAGAUGAGUUCCAGAAGAAAAAAGAGCAAGAUAAACUCCAGCGAGAGAAAGAUAAGCUAGCCAAGCAGGAGCGGAAGGAGAAGGAGAAGAAAAGAACACAGAAAGGCGAGCGGAAGCGAUAGCUGGGGUUUUCCAGUUGGACUUUCAAGGAGUAAAAUUAAUUACGAAUAUGGUGUGUGUUUAAAAAGCAGCAGAAAUUCUGGGCACGUGGCUGGCGAGUGGCUCUUUGGAAGCAUUUCCUUUUUUUUUUUUUCUUUUUUUUUUACAUAGCAACAAAGAAAUUUCGAGCACCUCUUAAACUCGAUGUGUGCCAUGUGCUUGUGGUGUCAAAUGUCCCAGUUGGUUAUUGUGGCCAAUGUCUGUACCAAAGAACGGUGAAGUGAUUCUGUCCGUGUUUUAAAUUGAUUGAUUUUUACUUCUAACCACUUCAAGCAAAGCAAAACAAGAUGUAGGAGAGGGCUUCCAAGCUGGCCGCGUCCUCCUGCCGGCCUCAAUUUGCAGCAACAGCGUGUUAGGAUUUGAGAACAGAGCAGAGCCCCUUUCUGACCUGUAAUUAAGGACAUGCUGCUGCAGGGCCAAUGUGAAUUUAUUUACACUAGCCUUGAAAAAUGUAUUUGCAAAUACAUGUAUUUAUGCUGCCAAGAACAAUGCUACGUCUUCAUUCUGGCUGAGCUGAGAGAGCAGGGUUUGGAGCUGACCUCAGCAAGGGUAAGUGCUGUUCUGCAGCAAGAGAAAGGAAACAUUAUGAAAUAUAUAUGAGUUGCAGCUAUGAGACUGCAUCACCCACAGGCUCUUGGUAAGAGAAACACUGCGCUGAUUUGAGCGUCAGCCAGGGAGGUAGCAAGUCGGUCAAGCCCUUACACUGUUUUAAGCCUUCACGCUGGUAGCUGGAAAAUGGUGCUCCCUGAUUUUUCGUGUGGGUGAACGUCGACUGUUAUUUCUACGGUUGCCAGGGCGAAUGCUUUAACGCAGGCUCAGCGCUGAGUGGCUGUGAGUGAAGUUGGGUGUGCUGGGUUUACAAGCUGGUUGCUCCCACCAGGCACAGCUGUAAUCGGGAGCUGCCUGUGGGGGCUGAACGCUUCCCUUGUCCCCGAAGGGCUUGUUACCUGCUGUUUCCAGCCUUUUUUGUGAUGGUGUCACCCGCCUAUGGAGAGGAGAACACUAAUUUCUGUAAACUGAGCGUGAAGGAGGCCCUGCAGCACUUUCAGGGGCAUGGGAGGAGCCGGUGUGCCUCACCCCUGUGCUGCUCCGUGCUCUGGCCGCUGUGUUCGCUGGCGAGGAGUGCUCCUGGCAGCAGGCAGCUCCCGAGCUGCUGACGGUACCUGUCCCCAUCGCCUGCUUUCAGCACCGGUCUGAUUAAAGGGUCAUGCCUCCUGUUUAGCUGCUGCAAGUGUGAGUAUCUAACUGCUUUAUCUUUGGACUUGAAUAAUAAAACUGGUUG